Pollicipes pollicipes is the source of this 3917-nucleotide messenger RNA. Its product is annotated as dipeptidase 1. Gene Ontology annotation, biological process: proteolysis. The coding region runs from base 1 to 1305 and encodes 434 amino acids. NCBI's taxonomy places the organism in Eukaryota, Metazoa, Arthropoda, Thecostraca, Pollicipedomorpha, Pollicipedidae. Gene Ontology annotation, molecular function: metallodipeptidase activity. The transcript has 11 exons. The record is from RefSeq and is a predicted model, not a curated record.
AUGUCCGGCUGCAUGUUACAGCUGGCGCAGCGAGCGCCGGGCUCUCCUCGCUCAGCAGCUCUGACUAGCAUGACCUGUGUCCGGCAGAGCUGGCGCUCCCUGUCGCGGACCAGCUCCGUCAGAAGCGUCAACGGCGGACGGUACGACGCCUCGAAGCUGAUCGCCGCCACGGAGCUCGAGGACUCUGCCAGCGACGCCAGCCCAAACCGCAAAGCUGCAAAACACUGGCGUUCAACCGGACGCAGCGCCACCACGGUGAUAUCCCACGACCGGCGACGCGGAGCUGAUAAAGCCUCGCCCGGCGUCGACCGGCGCCUAGUCACCGUACGAUUCUGGGCGGCGUACGUGCCGUGCGAGAGCCAGUGGCUGGAUGCCGUGCCCAUGAGCGUGGAGCAGAUAGACGUGGUGCGCCGCCUGGUGGACAAGUACCCGCACUACCUGAGCCUAGCCACCAGCGCGCAAGACAUCGUGGAGGCGCACCGCCGGGGCCGGAUAGCCAGCCUGCUGGGGGUGGAGGGCGGCCACUCCCUGGGCAGCCGGCUGGCUGUCCUGCGCACCUUCUACCAGUCUGGCGUGCGCUACCUCACCCUGACGCACACCUGCGACACGCCCUGGGCAACUUCAUCCGCAACUGAGGGUGACGGAGAACAUGUAGCCAGGGGCCUAAACGACUUCGGAAAGGCGGUCGUACACGAGAUGAAUCGGCUCGGCAUGAUCGUCGACCUGAGUCACACGAGUCGCCAGACGACGAUGGACGCGCUGCGGGCCUCGCGCGCGCCUGUCAUCUUCUCCCACUCGUCAGCCCAGGCGCUCUGCAACACGUCGAGGAACGUGCCGGACGAUGUGCUGAAGAAGGUGACACGGAACGGCGGACUGGUCAUGGUGAACUUUUACUCGGAGUUUAUCAGCUGCGACCACAACGCCACUCUCUUGGAUGUGGUUGCUCACCUUAACUACAUACGGGCUGUAGCGGGCAUCGACCACGUCGGUUUGGGUGCUGGUUACGACGGGAUCAACUGGACCCCUCGCGGUCUGGAGGACGUCUCGAUGUACCCGCAUCUGUUCGCUGAGCUCCUGAUGGACGCUUCUUGGACGGAGAUGGACCUCAAGAAGCUGGCAGGACUAAACUUCCUUCGGGUCUUUCGGCAGGUGGAGGAGGUGAGCCGCCAGAUGACCGCCGAGCAGGUGACUGCCAGCGAGGAGCGCGUCGACCCCCGCCAGCUGCUCUUCUCCAGCGCCGCCCGCUGCAGCUACGACCUCACCGAGGCGCUCAGCAAACGCGCACCGAAGAGCACAGAGUUGUGAUGCGCUCGGUGUGAUGCGCUCGGCAGACGGCCGUCCGCGGUACGCGGCCCUGGACAUGACGUCACAGUUCAGACCGCCGCGGAACAGCGGCCAGUCAGCGACCAAAACUGUGGCAAAGCGUCGAGUAGUGACGUCACAGCCUGGCGCGAUGACUAAGCGUGAGGUGACGCAACUCUGGUGCUUGGCAGGCGUGAAGUGACACGUUUGUUUGGGCAUCUGAUGCGUUUGUUCCGGUGUUUUCUACGUGUCAGAGACGGCACGAUUGGUUCCGGCGCGUGCUUCGGUGUACGUCGUUCAAGCAGUUCCAUCCCUUUUCCAGAUCACCCAAAAAGUGACUAGCGAAACGUGUGCGGCUCAGCACGCAUGGGAAACUGUCUGUGUAUGCUAGUCGGGAGUAAGUGGUUCAGGCACUUGUGAAUUUUGUUUUUUUCUUGGAUGAUGACGUCAUCUGAGAGCAUCGCCUGAGGACAAUGCGCUUCCUUACCACAAUCACGCCAUGUGCUAUGAUGUGACGAAUGACUGCAAUGGUUAGGGGACAAAGAAAGAGUAGAUGUGAAGAACAGGGAGAAAGAGAGAUGAAGAGUGGGGGAGAUAGAGAGAAGAGAUAGUCACCGCGCGAGCAGGAGAUAAAAUGGAGGGAUGAAGAGGUAAAAGAAAAAGCAAAAGCGAUAGCGAUAGAAGGAUAGGUGUGAUUGUGCACUGGCUGCAAACAUGCUUUAAAAAGCGGCAGUGUUUUAAGGACAUGAAACCUAGGCGGCCCAAAUUGUGUAUACAACACUUCACAUGACAGUGUGUCUUAUGAGCCUUUGUUUUGCAACGGGCUUGUGUAUCUAAACUUGCGCUCUCAGCCAAAUGACAUUUAUGGUUUUGUAUUGACCAGUUCAAGAAACCGAGAGUGAAUAUCAUGCAAAAACUCUAGUUGGAAGCUGAUAGCUCCUUCAAAUAUAUAAUAGCCAUUGCUCUUCCAAACUCGCCGUGGGAAAGCUGACAUUACCUAACAGUGGUGUUGUCAUCUGAACAGUGGGAUGUUUCCAAAUGAUCAUGCAGCCUGGGACUGACUUACGCUCAAACAUCCCUGUAAAGUAAAGGAAUGCCUUAUGGCAAGUGUUCCCUAAUCGCCCUGGCAUACAACGUGCCGGUCACCCCAUACGAAAUGUCAGUGAGCAGAAGGCGAUGGAAAUGGGAAACAGUUCUGUAAACUCCGGUCGGGUCGUUAUGCUGCUGUUGAGACGAGUAGGUCAAGGGAUCAGCAGAGCGCGUGGCUGAUUCUGUUCAAUUUCCUGCUUUAGCGUCUUGUCGGGGGCAGUUGCCUUUGGCAAUUUGUGCCCAUCAACCACUGCUGUACCGACGAAACAUUCCAGAAUACGUAUUUUCCCUCACGUGUGAGUUGUAAAUAUGCGGUAAUUUUACGGCAGCUUGGGUACAAAGCCCUUACUCAAAUUUAACCCAUGACAUGGCACGUUGGACUUGUGUUCAGGUUUGGAAUCACCACAGACGUUUGUAACAACUCACCCACGAGCUCACCAGGCCUACGAUUGUAUGUGGCUCAUUGUGCCAAUGAGCAUGGCAUGCUGUUUCCUCACUCAAUAAGUGACAAUAUGUCUGAAAGCGGGAAGGGAUCAAAUUUACUAAUUGCGUUCCAUUGCUCUGGCAUGACCCAGCAAAGGCGACCCGUACUGGUAUUUCAGUGGCGCUAAUGUCAUGAUGUCAUACGCGGGUCAUAAUGUCAUAAUGUCAUACGCGGGUCAUGAUGUCAUAGCGUCAUACGUGGGCCAUACGAUGAUGCUCUCUUUUUUGGCUAUAGAACGGAAGUUUUCAAGUAAGCAAGGUCUGUGAAGUGAAGCGAAGAUGAAAAAGCCCACACCUGGUGGGAGAUGGUCUCCCUAUCACCAAACAGUCAUGACCACAUUUUGGGGUCGCCUCCUUACCCUCACAUAGCUCCUUAGUACCCUAAAUCCCAUUCGUCAGUGUGGUAGGGCAAUUGUCGAAAAAACGGUAUUGUGAUAUAGAGCGCCAUGGAAGGGGUUUAACGAGAAAUAUAAGUUUUUAAUAGACAAAAUCAUGCUUAAGUUGGCAGCCAUCUCUACAUAAUAAUGUCUAUGAAAUAUAUUUUCGGGGUUUCGAAAGAUCCGUUUUCAACUUGUAACUCAUUUUAACCUAACUUGUUGACCUAAAGGUAUGAGUAUUGAUGCACUGAUUCAGUUUAUUUGCUACCAUAGGAGCUGAGCUACGCAGUCAUUCAUUUCAUAUUUAAUUUUUCACGCCUCGUUUUUGUCACCAUAUGAAGUGCUCCUCUCUUGGAAAGAAGAGUUGACCUAGCGCUCUGGUUGGUUUCUCCUAGCGAUUUUCUUCUCCAGGGAUGAGCUUUGUCAUCGUAAAGCUGUACUAGAAACCUGCUUUGCUCGUCCUGACGCAUACGCACACAUAUGGGACACAUGAAACGUUUACUCAUGUCGUGUGAGUUUUGAGGUCGUCCGUGUGUUGGGACGCACGUUGUCACGACAAUGGACCUGAUCCCGUGGGCAAGUCUUUCAUUGCAACUCUAGGUCGUACGAUGUGGACCUAUUUUUCAUCGUUGUAACUCCUUUGUAACAUUUUUAUAGAUACAUAGA